AGAGAGAGAGAGAUUGAAGGAUGCCUUCAGACAUUUUGGCUGAUGAUAAUGGUGCCGGCAACGAGAAGCUAACGGCGUCGAUGGUGAUGGUUUGCAUAGUAGCAGCCUCUGCUGGUAUGCUCUUCGGAUACGACGUUGGUGUUUCAGGUGGGGUGGUGACAACGAAACCGUUCCUGGAGAAGUUCUUUCCGGAUGUGCUGAGGAGGAAGGCGAUGGAGGCAAACAAGAUCACCUACUGCACGUACAAUAACAAAUUGCUUACAUUUUUCACUUCCUCACUCUACUUGGCGGCCUUGUUUUCGUCCCUCGUGGCCGGUCGGUUCAGCGCAGAUUGGGGACGAAAGGCGACGUUGGUGGCCGGUGGAUUGAUCUUCCUGGCUGGCACCGCAGUCAUUUGUGCUGCCAUGAACUUGGCGAUGCUCAUCGUUGGCCGUCUUUUUGUCGGUUUUGGGAUCGGUUUCUCAAACCAGGCAGCACCAAUAUAUCUCUCCGAAAUGGCUCCUACAAAGUGGCGUGGAGCCUUUGCCACAGGGUUCGAUUUCUUCGUGUGCAUCGGUGUGGUAACUGCAUGCACCGUCAACUACUUAGUAAAUCGACUCAAAGUGGAAUGGUCUUGGCGUCUCUGUCUCGGUCUUGCCGGAGUGCCGGCGAUCAUCAUGACAAUAGCAGCCUUCUUCAUCCCAGACACAACCGUGAGCUUGGUCCAACGAGGCAGGGUAGGGGAGGCUUGGGAGACACUGAGUCAAGUCAGAGGAGUUGACUCAGACGUGGAAACCGAGUUAACAGAUAUCUUCAAUAACAGCCAAGCAGCUGCAGAGAAAUCCGGGUUUUGUAGUCAGUACAGGAAGAUAUUCCAGAGACAGUAUAGGCCGCAUUUGGUGUUGACGGCGGCGGUGAUGAUGUUUCAGCAACUGACAGGUGUCAAUAUGACGGCGUUCUAUGGGCCGAUAAUAGCCCAAACAAUUGGGGUUAAGCAUGACUCUGCUUUGGUCGGAGCUGCCAUUAUGGGUGCAAUCAACCUCGCUUUCGUCUUGAUUUCUUGUUUCAUGGUUGACCGAGUUGGCCGGAGGAUUUUGUUUACUAUUGGUGGGAUCAAUUUGUGCAUUUCCCAGGUAGGAAUGGCUUGCAUGCUUGCAGCCAAAGUAGGGGCAUCCGACAAUGAACCCCUCACAAAGGAAACUGCAAAGGCAAUAAUGGUGUGGAUGAGUUUAUACUCUGCUGGAUUUGGUUACUCAUGGGGUCCCCUUGCCUUUCUAAUUCCUAGUGAAGUCUUACCAAUAGAAGUCCGGCCGGCCGGCAAUGGCAUCGGUAUCUCUAUCAACUUCUUGGUCACCUUUGUGGUAGCUCAAACGUUUGUGUCCAUGCUUUGCCACUUGAAGUUUGCUGUGUUCUUACUUUAUGCUGCAUGUAUUGUGAUUAUGACCUUGUUUAUAUUACUGUUCCUUCCUGAGACCAAAGGGAUUCCUUUGGAAUCAAUGGGGCCUGUAUGGGAGAAGCAUUGGUACUGGGGAAGGUUCGUACAAAGUAAGAUUCAGAACAAGAGAGACAUAUCCAUGGGAACAAUUAUGGAGUAUUAAGGCCUGUCCACAUAGUUUGUUCUUUGUGUGUGUGUGCUGCUGCCUAUUAAAGGGUUUUUUUUU
Macadamia integrifolia is the source of this 1640-nucleotide messenger RNA. RefSeq names its product sugar transport protein 5-like. Gene Ontology annotation, biological process: monosaccharide transmembrane transport. The record is from RefSeq and is a predicted model, not a curated record. Bases 21 to 1577 code for a protein of 518 amino acids. The transcript has 4 exons. Gene Ontology annotation, molecular function: monosaccharide transmembrane transporter activity. Gene Ontology annotation, cellular component: membrane. Lineage: Eukaryota; Viridiplantae; Streptophyta; Magnoliopsida; Proteales; Proteaceae.